Messenger RNA from Pocillopora verrucosa, 1968 nucleotides. Lineage: Eukaryota; Metazoa; Cnidaria; Anthozoa; Scleractinia; Pocilloporidae. The record is from RefSeq and is a predicted model, not a curated record.
AUGGCAACUUGGCAGAUCAGUAACUUUUUCUCUCUCAUGGUUCUUCUGCCCAUGACUGCAAUUCAGUCGAACAGUCAACUCAACAAGGAAACUGUCACGGUGGUACUACUUUACCCUCUCUCGUCCUGUGAGCAGCUGAUUACCACCGAUAACCAAUUCGAUUCCGCUUUCCAUGUGGCCAUCGAGACCAUAAACAACAGCAGCACCUUCAACUUUAAGUUAUCGUAUCAUCUGAAUGAUACGCGAUGCAAUGAGCUGGUUGGUAUCCAGGCCAUGACCGAGCACAGGAAUCGCGGAGUUCAAGUUUUUAUCGGGCCGGGAAACGAGACCUACUGUGCAACUUCAGCCCGUGUCGCUGCAGCCUGGAAUCUUCCCAUAAUCUCAUACUUCUGUAAUGAAGACGUUGUCUCCGAUAAAUCUCUUUACCCAACCUUCGCUCGAACAAGGCCUCCCAACUCGCAGCUAAGCAAGAGUGUAUUGGCUGUGUUGAGGAAAUUUUCUUGGACACGUGUAGCCAUCAUAUAUUGUGAUGGUAGUUGCUUUAGUCAGCAGCGAUGGGAGAAGACGAAAGAAGACAUGAAAAUAUAUUUUGAAGAAAAUGGCAUCGAGGUCACUUACGAGGCUCAAAUGCCACAAGAGCACCAGCAGGAAAGGUUUGACCUAAUCUUGGAGGAGAUCAAAGUAAAGGCUCGGAUUGUGAUAAUCGCUGCAAAUCCUGAAUAUGCACCACCAUUCAUGGUCCGCGCUCGAAGUAAAGGGAUGACAAAUGGUGAUUACGUGUACAUCAUCAGCACAGCUAACUCUGUGAUUGGCCAACAGCAUCAGGACGCGGAGUAUUGGUUGACAGGAAUCAGUGGAAAGAUCAACAAGGUCGAAGCCGAGAGAGCCUGGCACUCAGUACUUACACUAGUUCCCAGACCUUUCAACGCUACCAAGUACAAAAAGUUCCAGCAGCGUGUGUUAAAAAAGGCGAACGACGAAACGCAGGACCAAGUGGUUCAUUAUGCGGCGUAUUUGUAUGACGCCGUGUAUUUGUACGCGUUGGCACUGAAUAAGACGAUUUCCAACGGACAGAGCCCAAAGGACGGAGUUGCCGUGUUUAAGAAUAUCAAAAGGACAAAUUUUGAAAGUAUCACAGGAUUUCAAUUACAUGUGGAUGAGAAUGGAGACGUUGAAUUUAACAUGACGCUUCUUGAAUAUUUCAAGAAUGCUGGUGGUGGACAUGAAAUGAAGACUGUUGGCGAGUUUAAGCUGAACGAAACGAGCGGAAACCAAGUCCUUGAGCUAUUUUCCGGGAUUAAUAUCAGCUGGUCCGAGUAUGGUCAGCGAACUUCCCCUCCAGUAGACAGGCCUCCAUGCGGAUUCACUGGUGAGCUCUGUCCAACACCUUCACCAAGUCCUUCAAAGCCAAUUAUCUACAAAGCAGGUGUCAUAGCUGCUGCUGUAGUUUCGUCUCUUAUCGUAGCUGGUACGGUGCUGUUACUCUUCUAUAUCAGUAGGAAACACGCCUUUGAAAAAGAGCUGGCCAGUCAAAUAUGGAAGGUGAAAUACGAAGACAUCGUGAUUUGUCCUGCUAUGGGUAUCAGUGUCUCAAGGAUAUCAACCAUUAGCGAGAUAUCAACGGCAAACAGACCUCGGUGCGGCAUCACACUGGGGAUAUAUAAGGGACAUCCAGUGGUCGUAAAACGCAUUGAGAAAAAUCAUGUUGACUUAACAAGAACUGUGCUCCUUGAACUAAAACAGAUUCGUGAGGUACAUCACCCGAAUUUGACCAGGUUUUUUGGCGCAUGCGUGGAUGCUCCCAACAUCUGUAUUCUCACAGAAUACUGCUCAAGAGGAACUUUACAGGAGGUCAAUUUGAACGAGGACAUAAAGUUAGACAGCAUAUUUAUUCAUAGUUUUAUCCUGGAAAUUGCAACGCUUUUAUCUAUGGUCAUUUUAGAGGAGAGGAAGCAGAAUCAAUGUUAA